AUGGCAGUGGCCGCCAAUGCAGCCUCGUUAGCUGAACUUUGCACAGUAUCGAACGUGCAAGCCUCUCUUCCUUCUAACGGCACUCUUCUCGGAAUCGAAUUGCUACCCGGCACCGUGACUGCCAGUGCGCUCUACAAUGCUACCCUUGAAAGCAGCGGCAUGGGAGCGUCGACAACUGAUGCUGCUACCUACUCCUACUGCAACGUCACUGUCAGCUAUACCCAUACUGGAAAGGGAGACGCAAUCCCCCUCAGAUUCGCCUUCCCGGAUCCUUCGAGCUUCGCGAAUCGUUUCUAUCUUGCUGGUGGCGGAGGUUUCUCUCUCCAGAGCGUUGCCACCGGAGGUUUGCCAUACGACGCGGCUUCUGGAGCCACAUCGGCAGGUUACGACGCUUUCGACCAGAGCUAUGAUGAGGCAGUGCUGUAUGGCAACGGAACCAUCAACUGGGAUGCUACCUACGCCUUUGCCUACACCGCGCUGGGGGAGUUGACGAAGAUUGGCAAGCCGCUCACACAGGCUUUCUACGGUCUGAACGACACCAAGGUAUACACCUAUUUCGAGGGCUGCUCUGAUGGUGGCCGUGAGGCUAUGAGCCAGGUACAGCGCUGGGGCGAGGAGUACGAUGGCGUCGUAGCUGGUGCGCCUGCUUUCCGCUUUGCGCAGCAGCAGGUGCUUCAUGUCUACCCUGCUACCAUCAACGUUAUCAACGACUACUAUCCUCCACCAUGCGCUUUAGCCAAGAUUGUCAACGCCACUAUCGCUGUCUGUGAUCCUCUGGAUGGACGUACUGAUGGUGUCAUAUCUCGCACCGACCUUUGCAAACUCAACUUCAACCUCAGCUCCUUGAUCGGCGAAAGCUACUACUGCGCAGCGCAGACCAGCACUUCCCUCGGCUUCGGCUUCAGCAAGCGCGACCUCAACAAGCGCCAGAUGCCGGGUGGCCAAACCAGCGCUCAGCCCGACCAGAACGGCACCAUUACUGCAGACGACAUCGCGGUAGCCCAGGGCGUCUAUGACGGUCUACAUAACUCCAAGGGCGAGCGCGCAUACCUCUCCUGGCAGAUCGGCUCCGAACUCAGCGAUGCCGAUCCAACAUACAACAACGCGACCGGAAAGUGGGAGCUCAGCAUUCCUUCCACGGGCGGCGAGUACGUGACCAAGUUCGUCCAACUGCUCGACCUAGACAACCUCGCCAACCUCGACAACGUCACCUACGACACGCUUGUAGAAUGGAUGAACAUUGGCAUGAUCCGCUACCUCGACAGCCUGCAAACCACUCUACCCGAUCUUACUCCGUUCCAGUCCUCCGGCGCCAAGAUGAUUCACUACCACGGCGAGUCGGACCCGUCCAUUCCCGCUGCAUCAUCCGUUCAUUACUGGCAGUCCGUCCGCUCAAUCAUGUACCCCAACAUGACCGAUGCCGAAGCCCAGGAAGCCAUGGCUGACUGGUACCAAUUCUACCUUGUGCCUGGCGCGGCGCACUGUGGUGCUAAUAAGCUCCAGCCUGGUCCUUACCCGCAGGAUAACAUGGCUACGAUUAUUGAUUGGGUUGAGAAUGGGGUUAAGCCCAGUCGCCUCAAUGCGACUGUGUCGGCGGGUGAUAACGCUGGAGAGGUGCAACAGCUUUGCCAGUGGCCUGCACGACCGCUUUGGGCAGGAAACAGCUCUGACUUUGAAUGUGUUCAGGAUGAGGCGUCUAUUGAGAGCUGGACGUACACUUUUGAUGCGUUCAAGAUGCCUGUUUACUAA
Alternaria triticimaculans is the source of this 1749-nucleotide messenger RNA. RefSeq lists its product as uncharacterized. The record is from RefSeq and is a predicted model, not a curated record. NCBI's taxonomy places the organism in Eukaryota, Fungi, Ascomycota, Dothideomycetes, Pleosporales, Pleosporaceae. The transcript is spliced from 2 exons. Bases 1 to 1749 code for a protein of 582 amino acids.